Molecule: messenger RNA, 1686 nt
Organism: Capsella rubella
Lineage: Eukaryota; Viridiplantae; Streptophyta; Magnoliopsida; Brassicales; Brassicaceae
Product: sodium/calcium exchanger NCL2
Exons: 8
Coding region: 1-1686 (561 amino acids)
Biological process (GO): calcium ion transmembrane transport; intracellular calcium ion homeostasis
Cellular component (GO): membrane
Molecular function (GO): calcium:proton antiporter activity; calcium ion binding
Source: RefSeq, a predicted model, not a curated record
AUGGCACAACUAGUUCUGUUUCUGACUUCUCUCUUUCUAGCCUCGAUCAUUGGUCUGAACUGUCGUGUUCUCGUCCCUGCAGAGUCUGAGAAAAACCCGAUAUUGAUGGUCUCUUAUGGUUUUGACAAUCAACAAGAGAUUAUCAGUCUUGAACCUCCCAAGAUUAACGAAUCUCUAACCAGAGAAGCUUGUGUACACCUAUACGGAUUCCUUCCUUGUGCAGAAAACGUCAUUGGCUAUGCAUUUCAAGUCUUCUCCUUCGGGUCAUUGCUGAUUGUUGGCGAUUACUUUUUGUCCAAGGGAAGAGCAGAACUCUUAGAUAUCUUUGAGGUCGGUUUAUAUGGUGGUAUCAUCUUCCCUCUUCUUAAAAUCUUCCCUAUAAUUGCCCUUACGCUUGUAACUGGACUAUCUACAAGCCCGGAAGUUGCUCAGUCAAUGAUUGUUGAUUUCGUUGGGGCAACGGUUGGAUCAUCGGUCUUUGCUCUGACAAUUCAGUGGGGUGCUUGUAUCAUUUUUGGUACUACGGGGGUUUUGGACACUGGUGGUGAUCAACUGGUGCAAAAGGAAAAGAAUCCAACGAAGUCAAGGCCAGGGCUGUUAAAGAGACUUCUUGAAUCAAGGGUGGAAACAGAUUCAAGAACCAAGAAAGGCGCACGGAUCAUGCUUCUCACAUUAAUACCUUUCCUCAUUGUGCAACUUUCAGAGCUAUUCAACUCGCGAUCUUGGAGACACAAUAUGGUUCUAAUGACGCUGAUAGUUUCCAGUUCCGCAACUCUUUUGCUCUUGGCUCUUUUGCUUUUAGAUACAAGUGGACAAAAGAACAGCUUGGAUAAAGCGAGGUUUGAGCUCAUGUCUGAAGUUAAAAAGAAAUUGCAGAGAUAUUCGCUUAAACGCAUUCUGAAAGAUGGGAAACUCACUAGGGAAAGCUUGAAAAAUUUAUUCGAUAAAUUUGAUAAGGAUAAUGAUGGGAAGAUGGCAAUCUCUGAACUAAAUGAAUUUACUUUGGAGUUUGGAAAACUGGGGAAACUAAAGUGUGAUAUGAAUGCGCUUGCGAAAACUGUGCUCAAAGAGUUUGAUAAAGAUGACGAUGGUAUGGUAAACGAGGAAGAAUUCGCUAAGGGAAUCACUAAAUGGCUGAAUGAAAGAAAGACCGGUUUGGUACCUUGCGCUGCCGCAGCUGUUGCUCCGAGUCUGAAGGUGGAAGAGCAGAAGAAAAGUGUUGGUUAUACAUUGAUAGCAACAGUUAAAGUCAUCACAGGAAUCUUAAUUGUUGUGUUUCUUGCAAAGCCUUUCAUGAUGAACAUAUCUCUCUUGUCUGCAUCAGCAGGAAUCCCUUCUUUUGAUGUCGCUUUUGCUGUGAUUCCAUUGUCUAGAAACCUUAAGAACGCUUUGUCUCUUCACUUCUGCGUCAAAAAAGAAAAGCAAGAAGCAGCAUCUCUCACAUUUUCACAGAUCUACAGGGAUGUUACAUUGAACAAUCUGAUGGGAAUGUCCAUCAUCUUAGCGAUCGUGUACGCGAAAGGAUUGACAUGGAAUUGCUCAACAGAAGUUCUCAUAGUUGUGUUCUUCGGUCUGAUAGUGGGCGUACCAGCAUCUAUUACUUCGACUUAUCCCUUAUGGGCAAGCUUUGUAGCAUUUGGUUUUUAUAUCAUCCCUUUUAUUCUCAUUGCUCACCGCUAUUCCUAG